Tinamus guttatus (white-throated tinamou) is the source of this 384-nucleotide messenger RNA. RefSeq names its product secreted Ly-6/uPAR-related protein 1. The record is from RefSeq and is a predicted model, not a curated record. Gene Ontology annotation, cellular component: plasma membrane. NCBI's taxonomy places the organism in Eukaryota, Metazoa, Chordata, Aves, Tinamiformes, Tinamidae.
AUGAAGACCCUUCUGGCUGGUUUGCUGCUUGGCCUUGCAUAUGUGGAGUUGGCCCAGUCCUUACGAUGCUACACGUGUAAAGAACCCACGGACAUUUCUCUGUGCAAAAACGUCACCCUGUGCCCCUUGAAAGCCAACGCAUGCACAACAACAAUGCUCUCCGUAGACACGGGCUACCCCUUUUUCGGCAACAUCACCGUGAUCAGAUCCUGCACAGAGAACUGCAUUGCCUCUAGUGGGAUAGGGGCCAACCGCCCCAUGUCGUGCUGCUACACUGACCUCUGCAAUGAUGACAGCUCCAGCAGCCCAGGGCUGAGGACCAGCUACACAGCACUGAGCAUCACAGCCCUGCUCCUCAUCAUGGUCUUCAAGCCCACUCUGUAA